GAUAGACACGGGAUUUGAAGGUGUUGGUGAUUCGAGCGUCGGUCACGGCGCCAAGACCGACAACGAAUCUUACCAGGAAGGAAGACUCUGGAGGUCGUGGGAGGUCCGCGAGGUCGCGGAGGAGAUCGGAAAAGUGUUGUUCAGCCACGAGUCCAGGAUUCUCACCCCCAGUGGUGGUGCUGUCUCGCCCGGAGGCACUGGGCCUCCUGCGAGCCCACCAACCGGACACUAUCAUCCAACAACACAUAGUCCACCACUUCUCAAGAUUGGUUCAGUGCACACUCACCAGUCCCAAACACAUCAUUCGAAUUCGCAACGUCAGACAUCACCGCAGUCUCAAACUCCGGUGGCAGGAAGCGGUGCCAGCGGGGGGCCAGGUGCUACCCCAAGUGUUGCAGCUAGAGCGGGGGGCAUGUUCUGCUAUCAUUGCCCCCCGGGCUUACCAGCCCCGAGACUUCCACCCACCUUGGAAUACUCAUUUGCACCUACACAUCCUUACACAAGUUACUCAGCUUAUCAUCCAGCACUUCACGGAGUUGGCGAGGAUUCUUUUGUCCGUAGGAAGCAAAGGAGAAAUCGAACGACUUUUACACUGCAGCAAUUGGAAGAACUGGAAUCAGCAUUUGCUCAAACACACUAUCCAGAUGUGUUCACUCGUGAGGAUUUGGCGAUGAAAAUAAAUUUAACAGAAGCUAGGGUUCAGGUAUGGUUCCAAAAUCGACGAGCAAAAUGGCGCAAGAGCGAGAGACUAAAGGAGGAGCAGAGGAAACGUGAGGGUGGAAGCGUGCCUACAGGCAGUGGCGGUGGUGGAACAACGCCAGAGGGUGGACUGCCGCCAUCUUCGUCAAACGGGCCAAGUCCAACGAGUCAUCAUGAUGCUAUGGAAUCUAAUGAAGCUGAAGAGGUCCAACAGGAGUGUGGAACAGGCUCGAGGAGUCCCAGUACUACUUCUGCCUCUGUCAGUCCUCGUCCUCAGCAGUCUCAGAGUCAAGCCUCACUAGGAAGUGUUUCUACCCCACCACCAACACCAGUAAGAGCGGCACUGUCAUCGAAUUCGACUAAUAGUCUUAUUCCUCCCUCUGACAGCACCACGGUAACAGCAGGAUUUAGGCCGGUUGAACCUCCAACUUCGCUUUUCUUUUCCCCACAUCUGGCGGCCCAAUUUUCACCACCACUCUUUGGUAAUAAAAUCGUGGGAUCAACAGCAACAUCUCUGAGCACAGCGACACCAUCUUUAUGGACUAACAGUGAUCAUAGACCAAGUAGUCUUCAGGAGAUGCUUUCUUGGACUCCAACAUGGCCAGGAUCUCUGUGUGGUUGUUGUAAACCUGGUGCAGGUGAUCUACACCGAAAUAGUAGUCUUGCUGAGUUAAGAAGAAAGGCCCAAGAACACACAACAGCCACAGCACUUUUAGGAGGCUUAGCUGGUUUUCCUGGUGGACUGCCAUUACCUCUUCAUCUUCCACUACUUCCUCCACUUCUUGGAUUAUCACGAAGACCUGAGCAUCAUCAUAUAUCAAGUGUUGUGCAUCAGAUUCAACCGAGUACUAAAGAAGACCCUUAGAGCUUCCAUUUCUUGCCAUCUAAACCUUAUAGAUUUUAAUCAAAAUAUUUUCCUUUCAAUUCAGAGACGUUUCAUAAAUGGUCAGGAUUACUUUUGUGUGCCUGAUGAAGAUCUUUAUAAUAAGAUUGGUGUAUGAAAAAAUUAUUCAAGUGUUUACGUACAGUAAUGGAUAUAAAGAAUGAAUGAAAGGAUAAAAAAUAUAUUUAAAAAAAAAA
Messenger RNA from Chelonus insularis, 1779 nucleotides. RefSeq names its product homeobox protein ceh-37-like (gene Drgx). Gene Ontology annotation, molecular function: DNA-binding transcription factor activity, RNA polymerase II-specific; RNA polymerase II transcription regulatory region sequence-specific DNA binding. The record is from RefSeq and is a predicted model, not a curated record. NCBI's taxonomy places the organism in Eukaryota, Metazoa, Arthropoda, Insecta, Hymenoptera, Braconidae. The coding region runs from base 413 to 1564 and encodes 383 amino acids. The transcript has 5 exons. Gene Ontology annotation, biological process: regulation of transcription by RNA polymerase II.